This is a messenger RNA of Tripterygium wilfordii, 1584 nucleotides long. Its product is annotated as probable esterase KAI2. The coding region runs from base 608 to 1420 and encodes 270 amino acids. Gene Ontology annotation, biological process: response to karrikin. The record is from RefSeq and is a predicted model, not a curated record. NCBI's taxonomy places the organism in Eukaryota, Viridiplantae, Streptophyta, Magnoliopsida, Celastrales, Celastraceae. The transcript is spliced from 2 exons.
CCAUGACUCCAAUCCCCAUUUGCCUUGGAAAGGCCUCGACAAUCCCCGCUGUGUUUAGACUGGAUACAACUUGUCAUUUUACCCGAACGUGCUCAGCGAUUGAUUGUAUGUCAAAGUCAAACUCAUUUUUUAACUCUAAUGCCAGAUUCCAUGAUUGCAGCUUAGUGGGCUUUCUCAGCAGUGAAGAUUGAAGAAGAUGCAUAAUGGGCUGUGACACUUAUAUAGCAACUUCCUUUUCCUCCACCGUUUUGGGCGACCCCUUCUCUAACGACCUGCAUUAAUGACAAAUCGGUACAUCCAAACCAAACCCUCCCUUCCAUUGUGGGAUCUUUGUCUAUCAGAUUCCACUUGCAACAAAAUAUCAUAAGGAGUCUGCGCGUCACCAUUUAUGACCUCUAAUGGCCGUUCGAUGUAAAUACUAAAGCCAACAAAAACAGAUCGUAAUGCGCCACCUGUACCCUUACCAGAAAACAGCAUGACCUUAUCAUGAAAUAUCGGCAUAUGCGGUCCAUAAUAAUAACCCUCGUCAACAGCCAUCAUAGUGUGAAAGAAGCUAAGAAAUUCCACAAAGUCCACAAUCCCUUCUAAUCCGAUCCAUCGAAGAAAAAUGGGAAUCGUUGAACAAGCACACAACGUCAAGGUAGUUGGAUCAGGCGAGAGAGUCAUAGUUCUUGCUCAUGGAUUCGGCACAGAUCAGUCCGUGUGGAAGCACUUGGUGCCGCAUCUCGUUGACGAUCACCGCGUCAUUUUGUACGAUAACAUGGGCGCUGGUACUACGAAUCCCGAUUACUUCGAUUUCAAUCGAUACACCACUCUUGAAGGCUACGCCUAUGAUUUGCUCGCCAUUUUGGAGGAAUUGCAGGUGGAAUCCUGUAUUUAUGUUGGCCACUCCGUCUCUGCCAUGAUCGGUGCCAUCGCUUCCAUCACUCGUCCAGAUCUCUUCGCCAAACUCGUCAUGAUCUCUGCUUCUCCAAGGUACUUGAAUGACGUGGAAUACUUCGGAGGAUUUGAACAGGAAGAUCUAGACCAACUAUUUCAGGCUAUGCAGGACAAUUACAAGGCAUGGUGUUCCGGGUUUGCGCCACUAGCCGUGGGCGGAGACAUGGAAUCGUUGGCGGUGCAGGAAUUCAGCCGGACCCUGUUCAACAUGAGACCGGACAUAGCCCUUAGUGUGGCUCAAACCAUAUUUCAGAGCGACAUGAGGCAAAUACUGCCUCUAGUCACGGUUCCUUGUCACAUAAUUCAAAGCAUGAAGGACUUGGCUGUACCGGUUGUGGUGUCUGAAUAUUUACAUCAGAAUCUUGGUGGGGAGUCAAUUGUUGAGGUCAUGUCGUCGGACGGUCACCUGCCGCAACUGAGCUCGCCGGAUGUUGUGAUUCCGGUGCUUCUCAAUCACAUUCGCUACAAUAUUGUGCAAUAGCUCUGUUUCAUUUCUUGCUUAUAUUUUUAUCUUUAGUGGUCCUGUAAGUGUUAUUAAAGUCGCUUUUAAUUGUCAUAUGAUACGUUACCGUCAAGAUUGAGAGAGACUUUUAAUUAUGUGAUGCUGGUUAAAUGUGAAUGGGAAUUAGAAGUUAAUUUUUAAAA